GGUUUAUUAGGUGGGGGGAGAGAGUCAUGUAUGGCGCUAGAGGGGGCUGGGUGGGGAGGAGUCAGGCCAGUCUGUCUGUCCAGACUCCCCAGCUUGGAGAGAAGAUGCCCCCAACCCAGCUCCUCUGCCUGCCCCAGAGAGCUGGAGACACAUGCAUCCCUUCUCCAAGGCCCAGGAGGAGGACGAGGAGGAGGAUAAAUACGAGCUGCCCCCCUGUGAGGCUCUGCCCCUCAGCAUAGCCCCUGCGCGUCUCCCUGGCUCUGCGGAGGACUCACUGUACCUGGAUCACUCUGGUCUCCCGAGCCCGUCCAAGACACCGCCUUCGCUUCUGCUUCCUCCGCCACCCCUGCCCCAGCCCCAGCCCGUGGUGCUGCAAGCAGGGCUGAGUCUGCAGGAGACUGUGAAGCGGGGACUGCCCUUUGGGAAGCGAGAGCUGAGCACACACGCCAGAGUGGUGCCAGGCCCUCCAAAGAAACCUGAUGAGGACAUCUACCUGGAGUGUGAGCCCGAUCCAGUUCCAGCCCUGACUCGGAGCUCCCAAUCCCCAGUGCCCCCAGUCCCUCUGCCAAGGACAUCAGUGGUGUCCAGGCCCACCAUAACCCCCCAGGAAACUAGGAGUGGAACAGCGGAUGCCACCUCUAAAGCAGGAAGGAGACCCUCUUUUUCCUCUUUAACCCCCAGAAGGAAAACCUCAGCUACCGAGGAUGGCAGCCUGCUGGGUCAGCCUUGGUACUCAGGAAACUGUGACCGCCGUGCCGUUGAAAGUGCCCUCCUCCGCUUGCAAAAGGACGGGGCCUACACCGUGCGCCACAGCUCAGGGCCUCAGGGCUCCCAGCCCCUCACCCUGGCAGUGCUUCUCCGUGGCCAUGUCUUCAACGUUCCCAUCCGGCGGCUGGAUGGCGGGCGCCACUAUGCCCUGGGCCGGGAGGGCAAGAACCACGAGGAGCUCUUCUCCUCCGUGGCUGCCAUGAUCCAGCACUAUGCGAAGCAUCCCUUACCCCUUGUGGACAGACACAGCGGCAGCCGGCAGCUGACCUGCCUGCUCUUCCCCACCAAGCCCUGACACCACGGUUGGAUGUACCAUCCACCUCUGGCCCCAUAGCUUGAUCCCUGGCACUCCCUAUUUGGGCUAUCUUCCUUUUCCUUCCUAGUCUCCACUCCAGUCCCUCUUCAUCCCUGCAGGUCCCGGAUGAGAACCAUUGGGAAAGGUUGCCCAGAGAGAGAAAGGGUCCCUGAGACCUCACCUCAUGCUCACUCAGAGCCUGGCCCUGCCCCUCCCUGCUGUAUCUCCAAGGCUGGCAGCAGCAGGCAGGCAGAACCCCAUUCCCAGUCUCUAGGACUGGCUUGUCCAUCUUGUCUAUUAGGGCCUCCCAAGCUGCUCUGGAUGAAGGCAUGGUGGCGGCUUAGAGAGGUCAGCCUCCUUGGGGAAGCUGAGCCUCUGGGGGACUGCACAGGCACUCCCUGAACAGCACAGAGAGAAUCCGCCAACAUUCUCUUGGGAGUUUAGCACAGGGCUAGCAUAUGGGAGGGACUUGAUUGCCCCGCACAUUUUACAAUUUCAAUAAACAUUUAUGGAAUGAAUUACUGACUCUGAGGAAAGCAGAGAUGGUCUCUGUCAGGCUCCAUGGUACCAAAGCAUUCCAGGGGACAGCUGGUGUGUGGGAAUCGCGCGUCCUUGGGCCAGGAAGGGCCAAGCCAGGCCAGGAAGAGUCAGCCUGGUUUCUGCCCCCCUCCCAUGGGGCUUUUGCCCUUAGAUAAUCUGUGCCAAGGAGCAGGGAGGCCAGCUCUGGGUGGCUGAUUUGGCAGAGGGAGGAAGAAGGCUCAGGCUGCCUCUGUCGCCCUGUUAAAUGAUGAGGGUAGUGUCACUUAACUAUUUGUCCAACACCUAGUAACUGUUCAGUGUUCCACGGGGCAGAGAAAGAUGGGCUUGAUUUUGGGGAGUCAGGGGGACCCCAGGAAACAACUGGGUAUUAGACGGGCCAGUACUAGAACCAAAACCUAGUGGGAUUAGUGACCGGCCCGGAAUGAUCCGGCGCAGAAGGCUGAACGCUGGUGUUCUGAGCAAGCCAGACGGUAGAGCCAGACCCUGGGGACAGUGGGAGGUGGAGAGACGCAUCCAAGCGGAGCAGCCUCGUCAGGGCGUGGACGCGGAGGCCGGGCCGAGGCUCCGGGGAUCCGAGGGGCUCGGACGUGGGCCUGUGGAGAGGGGGCGCACU
Loxodonta africana (African savanna elephant) is the source of this 2216-nucleotide messenger RNA. RefSeq names its product SH2 domain containing 6 (gene SH2D6). The transcript is spliced from 13 exons. The record is from RefSeq and is a predicted model, not a curated record. Lineage: Eukaryota; Metazoa; Chordata; Mammalia; Proboscidea; Elephantidae. Bases 152 to 1063 code for a protein of 303 amino acids. Gene Ontology annotation, cellular component: cytoplasm. Gene Ontology annotation, biological process: intracellular signal transduction; cell surface receptor protein tyrosine kinase signaling pathway.